Molecule: messenger RNA, 1218 nt
Organism: Diabrotica virgifera virgifera (western corn rootworm)
Lineage: Eukaryota; Metazoa; Arthropoda; Insecta; Coleoptera; Chrysomelidae
Exons: 2
Coding region: 259-1119 (286 amino acids)
Source: RefSeq, a predicted model, not a curated record
AAUCUACUACGAUACGUUGCGCUAAGGAAAAUACGCAAAUCCGAGAAAUUAUAGUUUUUGCUGUAACUUUAUUGUCAUUUAUCUAUAAAUAUCUAAAUCAAACACACGCACGUGGUCACUAUUCGUAUCUUAGACGCUUAUGCAUCUCCAAACAUAGUAACUAAUUAUGUUUUGACUAAUAGUUCAAUUAGAAGCCGAUUUAAAACUGGUUUCACGAUUAGUGUUCAAUUGUUAUCUCAAACAUCGCUGGUAUUUAGUAUGUGUGUUUCCAACAUGAAAGAUAUAGCGUGUGUAAUAAUAUAUUUAUAUUUGCCUGUUCUGAUAUUAUGCAGGCCAAAUACCGGAGAAAUUAUAGAAAUUGAACUUCCCAACAGAAGUGGAUUUGAUGUUGAUCUGAGUGCAGUCACGCGGUUACUAAAUACUGAAGGUGCUCAAAAUGUAAUCAAAGGUGCUCAACAGUUCUUAACGCAGGUAAAUGGAAAACCUGUCACAAUAGAGAUAAUAGAUGCUGGCCAGAUGCCAAAUCAUCAAACCUCUAAUAGUCAAACUUAUUGGUCACAGCAGAAUUUCAACCGACAGCAAUGGCCACAACGUACACAUCAGAGACCACAAAGUAUGGGAGAAAAUGUUUACAUUACAAAAGAUACAAGAUACUCCAACGAUCCUAAUAUUGAAGUAUAUGAUGUAUAUACUGGUGAACAGCCAAUUAACCAGAGGUAUCCAAAUCGACGAUACCCCAAUGGGCAGCUAAUUCCAGUAGGACCGAUCAGAACAUAUCCUGACCCGAAUGUUUAUCCACCCAAUCAUAACAGAUAUCCCUAUGAUGGUAGAAACCCUUGGAACACUAAUAUUUAUGAUAAUUCUAGACUAAAUCCUACACAACCUACAAAUAAACCACGCCCACAUAUGAUGCACCACCAUCAUCAUUCUUCACCACGUCCUGCCCCCAAAGAUACUUCAAGUGAUGAAAGCAUCAUCGAAGAUUCUACAAUAAACAUUGACUUAAGCAAAGAUCAAAACACAUCAGAGAAACCGAAAAAACCCGAUUCGAAUAAUGUUGACGGAUACAUUGAUAAGUUCCCCGUUAUUUUAUUAAAUGAAAAUGAAAUAAGGAAAUAAGGAAUAUUUAUAACGACACUUUUUGUCUGUAAAUAUACUUAAAAAUAAUAUUAUUUGUGUAGUGAGUUAAAUUAAAUAUAAUAAAGAUUUUUUUAUUUA